AUGGACCCGUCUAUUGCCGCGCAUCAUACGAGUAUCUGGGAGCGGAGUCCCGAUGAGAGUGUUACCAUUAGUGUUCAUGGGGACCGGGAGCGCGAGGUUGAAGUCGACGCGGCGCCCAGGAAGAGGAGGAGGAAGUACAUUGCUAAGGCUUGCAACGAAUGCAAGCGACGAAAGAUUAAAUGUAACGGCGAGCGUCCAUGCGGGAGAUGCGGAAGGCAGCGGAUAUCAUGCAUCUACGACAAUGCCCAUGAGCCUGGGGGCAAUGAGACAAUCGGAAUUGAGCGGUUGUAUGAGCAGAUGAACGCCAUGCAAGCUCAGAUCAGUGCCCUUACAGCAUCUGUCCAUGCGCUAGCCCAGAAUAACGCCACUGGUCAGGGGUUGCGUCAAGAGGCUCCACCACGACUACACCGACGUUUUUCCAUGGCGGCAAAGGAAUUGACUUUCCAGGGCCCGACCACGUCUGGCUUUAGCUUCGAUCUGGCGAAGUCAAGUCUCAAAGAGCGUGGAAUUGAAGUUGAGCGCAAUGAAGAUAUGACGCGAGAGCCAUCGCCAUUGCCGACUCCACCGUCGCCGUCGCCCGGAUCCUGCCAUGUCGGAGAUCCCUUAUGGAGCAUCAGCAAGACGGAAGCUCUCCGGCUUUGCCGGGUGUAUGAUGAGGAGAUGGGAGCUAUGUAUCCGGUGGUAGAGCUCGAUCAGCUCUUGCACAAUGUUAACCUGCUAUAUGGACCUACCGACGCAGGCUCCUGGCCUCGAGCUCCUGCUUACCCACAAGGCGAUGAAGGUUUGGAUAGUGACGACGUGAAUAUCCUGCGGCUGGUGUUUGCCUGCGCUCUGACAGCAGAAGCGAGUGGUAGUAGUGAAUUAGCGAUGAGUUUGUUUGAGACUGUUCGAGACGCUGCCGACCACUAUGUCUGGGCGGUCCCCGAGAUCAAAAGCAUCACGUUGCUGGCACUUGUGGCGAUUCUGUACUUUCAAAUCGACGAGGAGACUCUGGCGUGGCGGACGAUCGGGAUUGUGGAACGCAUGUGCUUGGAGAAAGGGCUACAUCGCAGAGAAACACUGAAGCACCCGGCUAUCAUAGCAGCAGGAAAGAACCGAGUACUUAAGUUAUUCUGGUCGGUGCGCGUACUGGAUCUGAGGUGGAGCUUUGGAACCGGCAUGCCGUACAGUAUUGAUGAUUCCGACAUAGAUCCAUGGCUUUCAGAGCCGGAAGAGGACUCGUCAUACUUGCGCGUAAUGAUUCGGUAUAGUCGGAUUGCAGCAAAGGUGUGGAGGUUCAUAUCAGCAUUCAACAACACCAACGAAAUCAAGAAGGACGAGAUGAAUUACCUAGACUGGCAGGUACAGCAGUGGGUCGCCACGCUUCCGGACUCUCUGCGUUUGCGGAACCCAUCAGGCUAUGCAGAAGGCGAGACGCGAAGCCUUCGCCGACUCCGUUCCUUGGUGUAUCUUCGAGCAAACCAGCUGCGUAUGCUUAUUCAUCGCCCUGUCCUUCACUCUGCAGCACAUAUGAUGCGCUUCCCGGCCGAGUCGCAGACCGUGGUCGACAUGGCCAAGGACUCUAUCCGAUUUAUCACCCAGCUCCACGCAUCGUCAGACAUAUACCAGCUGCAGCAGGUGGUCUUCAACUGGUUUCUAGUGUCGGCAUUGAUGGCAUUGUUUCUUGCUGUCGCCCAGAUACCCAGCCAGUACAGCACCGCUUGUCGGGAGGAGUUUUAUAUGGCGCUGGAGCUGGUUAAAGGGGUGUCAACACGGUCGUACAUCUCACGGCGGCUGUGGAAGUCGAUCAAGGGACUUCGUCGGCUUGGACCCCAAUUAAUGCAUAGGCAAAGCGACGGUGAUGGUGCUACCGUUGAAGGCAUCGUCGAUCAGGCAGUGUCGGCUGGUGCUCAGAGCCAGACACCAGAUGGAGUUCAGAUGACGCAGGAGCUGAAGGAGUGGUUCGAGGCAGUCGGCAAUCUGGAAGAUCAAAUCAUGGGAGUCGGAUCGCUCGACGCUUUCCAGGAAGGGUAUAUGCUGGAUUACAGCAACGAAUUGUCAAGCAUGAUGAAGGAUUGCUUUUGA
This is a messenger RNA of Aspergillus mulundensis, 2064 nucleotides long. Its product is annotated as putative C6 transcription factor. The coding region runs from base 1 to 2064 and encodes 687 amino acids. The transcript is spliced from 4 exons. The record is from RefSeq and is a predicted model, not a curated record. Gene Ontology annotation, biological process: DNA-templated transcription; positive regulation of transcription from RNA polymerase II promoter by galactose. Gene Ontology annotation, molecular function: RNA polymerase II cis-regulatory region sequence-specific DNA binding; DNA-binding transcription factor activity, RNA polymerase II-specific; zinc ion binding. NCBI's taxonomy places the organism in Eukaryota, Fungi, Ascomycota, Eurotiomycetes, Eurotiales, Aspergillaceae. Gene Ontology annotation, cellular component: nucleus.